Echinops telfairi (small Madagascar hedgehog) is the source of this 1333-nucleotide messenger RNA. RefSeq names its product peptidylprolyl isomerase like 6 (gene PPIL6). The transcript has 6 exons. The record is from RefSeq and is a predicted model, not a curated record. Lineage: Eukaryota; Metazoa; Chordata; Mammalia; Afrosoricida; Tenrecidae. Gene Ontology annotation, molecular function: peptidyl-prolyl cis-trans isomerase activity. Gene Ontology annotation, biological process: protein peptidyl-prolyl isomerization. The coding region runs from base 6 to 572 and encodes 188 amino acids.
UGAAGAUGACUUAUCCAUCCAAGUUUGAAGAUCCGAUAAUAGUUCCUCUUCAAGAGUUUGCGUGGGAUCAAUAUCUGCAGGAGAAAAAACGGGAACUGGGGGGCGACACCUGGGACUACUCCUCCUUCGUGAUCUGCUUCGUGAAGGACCAGUUCCUGGGCGGUGCCCUGGAGCUGCAGAGGUGGGCACACAAGGUGUGGAACGUCCUUGACGUGAAGCCCCCUGCCCUUUACGAGGCGCUGACUCUGGAUUACUCCACGAAAUUCCUGAAAGAUACCAAGCAUAACUUUGUGUUCUUUGACAUUGGUCUUGAUUAUUAUCCAAUUGGAAGAUUGAUUUUUGAGUUGUACUGUGAUAUGUGUCCCAAAACGUGUAAGAAUUUUCAGGUCCUGUGCACUGGAACAGCUGGAAUAUCGGAAAGCGGCUUAAGACUUCAUUAUAAAGGUUCCAUUUUCCAUCGAUUAGUGCAGAACGCUUGGAUACAAGGAGGAGAUAUAGAUGCUGGAAAAGGAGAUGGUGGAGAGUCCAUUUAUGGACCAACAUUUGAAGGUUUGAUCAAUUUCUGGCUGUAGCCUACAUCAACAAGUCUGGAUGGGGAAGGCUAACACUUCAAUAUUUAAGCUUCCCAUAGGAAGCUGUCCCUACCAAAGUGGCCCUAGGCUGCAGUCCUCUGAUAAAUUGGCUUCUUCAGAUCCAGAUCCCUGUCAAUGACUGCAGAGCAGAGGCCAAAAUUCUUCACAAUAUUUAAUAGCUCUCUGAGAGGUGCCAUAAUGGAAAACGGAGAUCGACGAGGGGUGAGAAACUCCAAUGGCAUAAGAGACCUGCACAAGAACCCUUCUGCAACAGACCUCCUUUAACAAGGGAGUUUGCCACCCAAGGGGCAGCAUGAGCAGCUGAGCGGUCCACCUUGGUAUAAUGCUUUCCUGAAAAGGCGCAGCCUCCGUGAGCUCCCCAGCCUCCAUAACUGUCCACAAUGCUCUUCUGGCCAGUCAAGCCAGCAUGACCCUUAGGCCUACCAAUAACAAAUCUGCCACUAGGCUGUGGGUGGUAGAUUGUGUCCUCAUCACGAUACUUUGCAGGGGCAAUGGCUUUCGGGACUUUCUCCUUCAGGGCAUCCCUCAUCUCAGCAAGAGAAACAUCUUCACCAAGCUUAAUGGAUAUAGCAAUUGUGUGCACUGUGAGGGGACCCACAGCACCUCGAUCCUGCAUAUACAGCACAGUCACUUGAGUUUAGAUUCUGGGCGUAACCAAGGUAAAGUGCCAUUGUGACACUGUUCAGCAAAUUUAGCACUGAGCUUGUGUGCUCAGACAAUGAUUAAAGGCAUACCAUACA